UCUAUAAGGAUGAAUUCACAUAUCUACACGUUUGUAGAAGUUUACAGUACCGCUUUGAAAAGCGUCGCGAGUCGCGACUGCCGAAAGCUAAGAGAAGCGAUCACUGCGCUGAGUUGGCUCGGCGGUUCGGACGGAUUGAGCUUGCGAGUACGCGAUCCGCCACUGGGUAAACUCAGUCGAGAAACGGAGCUUGCAAGCGACACUUGUGGCAAGCGGAGAUCGGGAAAGAGCCCCUUGAAUGAAAAACGGAAAAAGGCACUCUUAAAAGUCGGCGAAAAGCAAAGAAAAAGAACCCACAAGUCGCUCAAAAAAUUGCAACACCAAAAGCGCGCGUGCGCAACACGAUAAGUUGGAAGAUAGGCGAAAAAUCUCUCGAUUUAUACG
This is a messenger RNA of Drosophila biarmipes, 384 nucleotides long. RefSeq lists its product as uncharacterized. Bases 10 to 348 code for a protein of 112 amino acids. The record is from RefSeq and is a predicted model, not a curated record. NCBI's taxonomy places the organism in Eukaryota, Metazoa, Arthropoda, Insecta, Diptera, Drosophilidae. The transcript has 2 exons.